AUGGCAGCUAAGCAGAGGGUUCUUCUCCCAUCUGACGUGCUUCCUGAAGAGUAUGAUCUCACUCUGGAGCCGGACCUGGAGCAGUUCACGUUUGAUGGCACUGUCAAAAUCACCUGCGACGUCCAAGUGGCCACCGACACUGUGAGCGUACAUGCAAUGGACCUUGUUCUUUCACAGGCAGUCUUCAAGCCAUCUGGGUCCAGCUCUACGCUCAAAGCAGAUGAGAUCACAACAAAGGCCAAGAUGAAGACGGCCACAAUUGGAUUUGAUGAAGUGCUGCCCGUUGGUAAGGGCGUGCUGGAAAUCAAGUUUCGUGGGAUACUGAAUGAUCAGAUGGCAGGCUUCUACCGCUCGCAAUAUACGGAUUCUUGUGGCAACAAGCGGUUCAUGGCCACCACCCAGUUCGAAGCGAUUGAUGCUCGACGCUGCUUUCCUUGCUGGGAUGAGCCUGCGAGGAAAGCGACAUUUGUCGUGACACUCAUCUACCCAGCGAAUCUCACAGCCAUCUCGAACAUGCCUCCAAGCCGUUCUGAAAUUCAGACGAAUGGUAAACGAAGGGAGACGUUUAUGUCAACUCCCAGAAUGAGCACCUACCUGUUGGCAUUCUGCAUUGGCGAGUUCGAGUUUAUUAGUGACAGCACGAAAGGAGGAGUUCUGGCACGGAUUUUUGCAUGUCCGGGCAAUGCUUCUCGGUGUAGCUUCGCGCUGAAGUGCUGCAUACGUGCUCUGGAAUUCUACAACGAAUUCUUUGGAAUUCCAUAUCCUUUGCCAAAGAUGGAUAUGAUUGCCAUUCCGGACUUUGCGGCAGGUGCAAUGGAAAACUGGGGUCUUGUUACCUACCGUGAGGUGGCAUUGCUUUGCGAUGAGUCCACUGUUUCCGCAACACAGAAGCAGCGAAUCUGCACGGUCAUUGCUCACGAGCUCGCGCACCAGUGGUUUGGCAAUUUGGUAACGAUGGAGUGGUGGGAAGACCUUUGGUUGAAUGAGGGCUUUGCGAACUGGAUGCAGACGUUUGCUUCUGACAAGCUCUUCCCUGACUGGCACAUCUGGGAGUCCUAUGUUGGGACAGAGCAGCAAAGAGCUUUGCAGCUCGAUGCGUUGCGAAGUAGCCAUCCCAUACAGGUACCAAUCGGGCAUGCUGAAGAAGUGGAGGAGGUUUUCGAUGCAAUUUCUUAUUGCAAGGGGGGAUCCGUGGUGCGGAUGAUUUACUCUGUUCUCGGCGAGAAGCACUUCCAAGAAGGUUUGCGACUGUACUUCGACAGACACAAGUAUGGCAACACCGUCACCACCGAUUUGUGGAAUGCUUGGAAGGAGGUGUCUGGCAAGCCUAUUGACAAGAUGAUGAGUUCAUGGACGCAGAAGAUGGGCUUUCCACUCCUGGAGGUCUUGAACGAUCCACUGGCUGACUCGUCCGGCGCUGUGCAGAUCCGGCAGAAAUGGUUUCUGGCAGAUGGCUCCAGCGAGCCAGCAGACGACGAGAAGACAUGGUUUUGUCCUGUGAUCGUUGGCACGGACAAAGGCACUGCGCCUGCUGGGUUCUUGGAGGAGAAGACUGGGAAGAUUGCGUGCGCGGAGUGUCUUUCAGGUGCUGCCAUGAUCAAGGUCAAUUUUGGACAGCAUGUUCCAGUCCGAGUUCUGUAUCCUGAAUCGGUCUUCAAGCGCCUGAUUCAGAACUUGGGCAGUGUGCCUGCAGAAGACAAGAUUGGCUUGCUGUCAGAUACAUUCGCCAUGAGCAAAGCUGGAGUUUUGGAUGCAGCUUUCCUGGUGGAUCUUUUGGCUGGCUUCAAGUCUGAGUUGAAUGACAAAGUGUGGUCAGAGAUUUCCGCCGUUUUGGGGGGUCUCGAAAAGGUGGUGUGCCAAGGUUUGGCAGAUGAGACAGCGCAAGCUUUCAAAGAGUUCUGCAGCAAGUUGGUAGUCCCUGCUUUCAAUCAUGUGGGUUGGGAAACUGCAAGCGCAGACAGCGACAACCGCAAGAAGCUGCGCAGCACCGUCUUGGCAGCUGUGUCAAAGUACUGCUCCCAGGACCCGACCAUUUCUGCAGAGGCAGUAAGGCGCUGCAAGGAGUUCUCCGCAGCACCGAAUGAUGCCUCGGUUCUUUCUGCAGACAUCCGAUCUGCAGUUUUCGAUGUGGCAAUGCAGAGUGACCAAGCAGCCAUCGUUUUUGAUGAUCUUGUCCAGUCCCAUGACGUGGUGACGGACGGCGCGGUCAAGAUCCACAUCUACGGCGCUUUGGGCAAAGCGGGUGGAGCUGCCCUCCAGAAGAGAGCGCUCGACUUCUGCUUAAGCGGAGCUGUUCGGUCUCAGGACUUGAUCUACAUUCCCAUGGCCAUGGCCACGAGCGGUAAAGUGGGUGCAGACACAGUCUUCUCUUGGAUGCAGAAUGAGUACAGCCGCAUCUAUGAGAUGAUUGGUGCCACCUCCAUGAUGUUAUUCCAGAACAUGGUGCGGGUUUCAGGAGCAGGUUUUGUCACAGAGAGCAAGGCCGAAGAGGUGUCCGCUUUCUGGAAGACCCGUGACGUGUACAAGAACAUAGAGAAAGCUCUGGCGCAGACGGUCGAAGGCAUCAAGUCCAACUCCAAGUUUGUAGACAGGUUGAAGGGAUCCAAAGCAGCGCUCGCUUCAACCUGGAAAGCCGCAAUGGCCAGCAGCAGCUUGUGA
Molecule: messenger RNA, 2658 nt
Organism: Symbiodinium natans
Lineage: Eukaryota; Dinophyceae; Suessiales; Symbiodiniaceae
Source: the annotation of a GenBank genome assembly